Messenger RNA from Quercus lobata, 706 nucleotides. RefSeq lists its product as uncharacterized. The record is from RefSeq and is a predicted model, not a curated record. Bases 253 to 648 code for a protein of 131 amino acids. The transcript has 5 exons. NCBI's taxonomy places the organism in Eukaryota, Viridiplantae, Streptophyta, Magnoliopsida, Fagales, Fagaceae.
GAGAGAGAGAGAGAGAGAGAGAGAGAGAGAUCAGUAAUGGAGUGUUGUCUCCGUUUGCUUCUAUUUCUCUCUUUCUCUCUCUUAUUAUUCUCUGUGCGUCUGUGACUCUAUUCUUAUGUAUUCCUUUGUUAAAACUCAAAAGAUCGAGAUAAAGAUGCUUCACUUUGUUUGUUUGAUCCGUAGGGUGAUGGGACAAAAGGGUUUUGCUUUUUGCCACGGUCAUGGAUUCUUGGACUGGUAGCCUAUAAACUGAUGGUUAUGCAUGAAGAAUGUUUGGAAGGGAAAUUUCAUUAUAUUGAAAGACUAAGGGAAGCCAAUCAGCAGAAAGCUGCUGUUCAUCAUGUCAGACAGGGUGAUGGGGCAAAAGGGUUUUGCUUUUUGCCACGGUCAUGGAUUCUUGAACUGGUAGCCUAUAAACUGAUGGUUAUGCAUAAAGAAUGUUUGGAAGGGAAAUUUCAUUCUAUUGAAAGACGAAGGGAAGCCAAUCAGCAGAAAGCUGCUGUUCAUCAUGUCAGACAGGAACAAGUUGAGGAGACCUAUAUAAUGGUGAAACCUGAUGCUGGGCAACGUGGACUCUGUAAGCUUUACUUUAAUUUGUUUGUUAUUCUUAACAAACCUAUGUCAAAUUUGGUUGCUGAGAUAGGGUAAAAUUCUAAGACUACAUUGUUCGUGACCUGAGAAGACAAAAACCUCUAAUAAAGUGAGG